CCUUUCGACCCAUCAAUACCAAAGAACAUAGGUGAUUUGAUUUCUACUUCUACAUCACAUCUCUCCUUUUGCUUGAUGCUGGCGUCGAUGAGUGGAGAAAUCUGAGGCAGAUUAGUGGUUUUUAGGUACUUCGUGGAGCUAAGAGAAUCUUGAAAGCUAGAGGAAGUAGUUUACUUUAUCAACCUGGUGGUAUUAAGACAUCGUUUGGAGGCUGAAAAUGGCGAUGCAGACUGCUUACCUGAAAGAACACGAAGGAAUUGUUCACAAUUCUGUUGGACAGUUGUCGUCUGGAACUUCCGCUCCAUGGUGGAAUGGCUUAGGAUCUCAACCAGUUUAUGGAGAUUAUUGUGGCCAAAACAAGCCCUUUUCGUUGGAGUUUUCGAACUACAUCGACCCAUUUGCUGGUGGUAAGCAAGCAGUACGAGGAGCUGAGCCAGUGAUCGAUAGAGGACAUGCAACCCAGUUUUCCAUCUUUCCAGAUGAAUGUAAAAUGUUAGGCGAUGCCCAAAAUCCUCAGCCAGCCAUAGGACUGCAGCCAUCACUUGCUGAGCCCACCAACAAUUUCGACAUAGGGUUUAAUCAGCCUAUGAUGUGUGCACCAUAUCCCUGUAUGGAGCAAUUCUGUGGGAUCUCAGCUUACGGACCUCAAAUUUCGGGACGUAUAAUGCUUCCGCAUAACAUGGCAUCUGAUGAUGCACCAACCUUCGUGAAUGCUAAGCAGUACCAUGGAAUCAUCAGACGAAGGCAGUCACGUGCCAAGGCUGUUCUUGAGAAUAAACUCAUCAAACGUCGCAAGCCUUACAUGCAUGAGUCACGCCAUCUACAUGCAAUGAGGCGACCAAGAGGAAAUGGUGGUCGUUUCUUGAACACAAGAAACUCCAAUAAUGGAAAUGGUGGAAAUGAUUCUGAAGUGAAUAACAUGGGUGGCCUACAAUUUCUGUCCAGCGCCUCUCAGAGUUCUGAAAUGCUGCAAUCUGAUGUUGGAAUAAAUUCACCAAUGGAGACAGAUGAAUGCAGUCCAAACAUGUCUAGUACAGAAGUGAAUAGCAUGUUUUCGAGGGAAGGUUUCGAUGGCUUUUCUGUGAAUCCUCUUGGAUCUUCGGUUCUUCCUCUAGGAUCUCCUGUGUAUCCUCUUGGAUCUUCUGUCCAUUCGUUAACUAACUUGGUAGGUAGUGGAAAUGGUGUUAGCAUGCCCACUAGAUGGGCUUAAUGUGUUUGAUUUUCUAGGAGAACAAGUGGGUUUGGUGUGAUGUUGCACCGAACACGCCCCUUGAAAAAGACCAGAUGAAGAAAUUCUCUUGCACUUUUCUAGUGUUUAUUGUGACAAAUUUAGUUCUGGAAAACUUCGUUCUAUCUGAUUUAGGGAAACCAUUCUUGGCUAAGCUUAGGCCAUUCAUCCAUGGCUCACCAGAUUCUGCAAAGGGCUUCCAUGACAUGGAUGUAUUAUACAUGGUAAUGGCCAUGCAGUCUACGUGAUGUCUGUGCUAAAUAACGUUAAUUCUGAGUGAGUGCAAGCUUUUAGUUUGGUUCUGAAUUUCUGACUUUGUGUGGAGCUGUGUAAUAUGCAUCUUAGA
Vigna umbellata (rice bean) is the source of this 1574-nucleotide messenger RNA. Its product is annotated as nuclear transcription factor Y subunit A-10-like. Lineage: Eukaryota; Viridiplantae; Streptophyta; Magnoliopsida; Fabales; Fabaceae. Gene Ontology annotation, molecular function: DNA-binding transcription factor activity. The record is from RefSeq and is a predicted model, not a curated record. Gene Ontology annotation, biological process: regulation of DNA-templated transcription.